AUGGCACCAACUCCUAAUGCUGCUUUCGAGACCCUCAUGAAAGGAGUGACCAGCUGGGAUAUCUCCAAAGGCCCCAUCCCCAGUGAGCUCCUUCUUAUUGGAGAGGCUGCCUUCCCAGUGAUGGUGAAUGACAGAGGCCAGGUUCUCAUCGCUGCCUCCUCCUAUGGCCAAGGCCGCCUCGUGGUCAUGUCCCAUGAAGGCUACCUGUUACAUGCGGGCUUGGCUCCAUUUCUCCUCAAUGCAGUGGGCUGGCUCCGUUCCUCCCCUGGGGCUCCUAUUGGAGUGCACCCCUCCCUGGGUUCACUAGUAAACCUCCUGAAGGGCUCCGGGGUUGAGGCCCAGAUUGAGCCAGAGCCUAGAGAGGCCCUGGGUGUUUACUGCACCAGUGCCUACAGUAAUGGCUUGACCGCGAGGCUGGUCCAGUUUGUGAAACAGGGAGGGGGCUUGCUGAUCGGGGGCCAGGCCUGGUAUUGGGCCAGUCAGCAUGGCCGUGACAAGGUGCUGUCCAGCUUCCCCGGGAACCAGGUGACAAGCAUGGCUGGAGUGUACUUCACUGACAUCCAUGGGGACAGAAGCCACUUCAAGGUCUCCAAGAAGGUGCCCAAGAUCCCGCUGCAUGUCGGGUGUGGGCAGCAGCUUAGGCAGGACCAGCAGCAGCUCCUGGAAGGGAUCUCGGAGUUGGACAUCCAGACAGGGGGAGUCCCCUCCCAGCUGUUGGUGCACGGGGCCCUGGCCUUCCCUCUGGGACUGGAUGCCUCCCUCAACUGCUUCCUUGCAGCUGCCCACUAUGGCCGUGGCCGGGUGGUUGUGGCUGCCCAUGAGGGCAUGCUCUGCGCUCCCAAGAUGGAGCUCUUCCUGCUCAAUGCUGUGCGCUGGCUGGCCAGAGACCAGAAGGGCAAAAUUGGGGUGAACUCAAGUCUAAAAGAUCUGCAUGCCCUACUGUUGAAGCACGGCCUGCAGAGCAGGUUGGAGUCCCAUCUGACCAGUGACUUAUGUGUGUACUGCUGCAAGGCUUACAGUGACAAAGAGGCCAAGGAGCUCCAGGAGUUUGUGGCCGAGGGUGGGGGACUGAUGAUCGGAGGUCAGGCCUGGUGGUGGGCCUCCCAGAACCCAGGCCGCUCUGCCUUGGCUGCUUUCCCUGGCAAUGUCAUCCUCAACUGCUUUGGCCUCAGUAUCCUGCCUCGGACUCUCAGCCCAGGCUGUUUCCCUGUCCCCACUCCUGAGAUGAGGAGCUACCACUUCCGUAAGGCAAUGUCCGAGUUCCGGACUGUGUUGAACCACGGUACUGAGAACCUGGAAAAGAGUCACUUGGCAAAGCUGGGAGUAGAUGGGGCAGCCUUCCUCCAGAUUCCUGCCCAGGGGGUUCCUACUUAUGCCUCCUUACACCGGCUCCUGAGGAAGACGCUGCAACAGGCAGGCCUCCCAGCUGUGAGCAAGGAAAAGCCGGUUGCCCGUGACUCCUGUGAGGCCACCAUGCUCUGUCUGGCCACAGAGUUGGCACACUCUGGGACCGACUGCUCCCAACUGGCUCAGGGCCUCGGCACGCAGACCUGCCCCUCCAGGAUGCAGGCUUCAGCAGACCCCAUCACUGUGGAGAUCAAUGGGACUAACCCAGGCAAUGAGGACUCCUGGGUGAGCACCGGGCUCUACCUCCUGGAAGGACAAAAUGCAGAAAUCUCCCUGCCUGCAGCUACAGCCUCUGCUGGCCUGAAGGUUCAGAUUGGCUGCCACACGGAUGACCUGAGCAAGGCUAAGAAGCUCUCCCGAGCCCCUGUGGUGACUCACCAGUGCUGUAUGGACAGGACCCAACGGUCAGUCUCCUGCCUCUGGGGUGGCCUCCUCUAUGUCAUCGUUCCCAAGGGCAGUCAACUUGGCCCUGUGUCUGUCACCAUCAAGGGGGCUGUGCCUGCCCCUUACUACAAGUUGGAUAAGACAUCCCUGGAGGAGUGGAGGAGCUGUAUCCAGGAGAACCCGGCUCCCUGGGGAGAGCUGGCCACAGACAACAUCAUCCUGACAGUGCCCACUGCAAACCUCCAGGCCCUGGAGGACCCCGCGCCUGCGCUCCACCUCUGGGAUAAGAUGAUGCAGUCUAUAUCCCGGCUGGCGGCCCAGCCUUUCCCUUUCCGCAGACCUGAGAGGAUUGUUGCUGAUGUGCAGAUCUCAGCUGGCUGGAUGCACUCAGGGUACCCCAUCAUGUGCCACCUGGAAUCUGUGAAGGAGCUCAUUGAUGAGACAGUCAUGAGAAGAUCAGGUCUGUGGGGACCCAUCCACGAGCUGGGCCACAACCAGCAAAGACAUGGAUGGGAGUUCCCUCCACACACCACUGAGGCCACCUGCAACCUCUGGUCAGUCUACGUGCAUGAGACAGUCCUGGGGAUCCCCAGGGCUCAGGCCCACCCUGCUCUGAACCCCGCAGAACGAGAGAAGAGAAUCAAGGCAUAUGUGGGAAAGGGAGCUCCGCUGAGUGACUGGAAUGUGUGGACAGCUCUGGAAACAUAUCUACAGCUCCAAGAGGCCUUUGGGUGGGAGCCCUUCACCCAGCUCUUUGCUGAGUACCAGACCUUCUCUGGCCUCCCCAGAGACAACGUGAGCAAGAUGAAUCUGUGGGUGAAGAAGUUCUCUGAAACAGUGCAGAAGAACCUGGUUCCUUUCUUUGAGGCCUGGGGCUGGCCUGUCCAGAGGGAAGUGGCUGAUAGCCUGUCCUCCCUGCCCUGUUGGCAGGAAAACCCCAUGAGCAUAUACAGUGGCACCAGGAGGUAAAGGGCAUGUAGCAGCCAGGAGGGACACGAGGAACUGUCACUUCACCAACUCCAGAACCACCAUGUGGCUGGAAUCUCCCAGUAUCUUAUAGAGUGUCCUGCUUCCCAGCCUGCCUUCCAGAUGGUGGUCUGGGUCCGAAGCCAAAACUGAACCAGCUUCCUCAGGAAUGUACCUGUGUUUUUGGUUUUUCUAUUCUUUGGUUUGUUUUUUUCCUCAUAUUUCCACGCUCAGCAGCAGCCUCACUUAACCAUCAGCUCCAGCAGAGGGUUCCCCCUUGACAUCCUGAGGCAUCUGUUUUCCACCAGUAGUUCUAAAGACCAGGGGUUCCCAUGAGAACCUGAUAUCGUGCCUUCAAACCUGCUGUCCCCAACCAAGGCCCCAAUUCUUUGUGCUUUGAGAAGCUUUCUGAUAGCAAGAGAGACAGGUGAUGGUGUGCUGAGAGCCCUUAGCUACUUGGUUCAAUGCCUUCCUACUGGCUCCUCCUGGAUAAUUGUGGCCAUGUUUAUGCACAGUCACAUUCUGCAAAUGUAGGGGUGGACUUUGCUUUCUUGCAGUCACACAGUGGUCUGUCAAUCCAGUUUAGUGUGGGCAUUCUGAGCACUGAAUCACACAUUGGUGUUGACCCCCCUGAGGUUAGCCUUCCGUUCUUGUCGAAAGACAUUUAGAGAAUAUCAAAGUUGCUCCCAGACAUGGUCUCAGUAAGGAUUAUUGCUGUUAUCUGAACCCAGCCUACACUUAUUUCUCCCACCUCUGGACGGAUUCUCAGGUAUAACUAACCCAAAGAAAAAUGGCGUCCAUUCAAAUAAAUGGUACAGAGCUA
Molecule: messenger RNA, 3580 nt
Organism: Marmota flaviventris (yellow-bellied marmot)
Lineage: Eukaryota; Metazoa; Chordata; Mammalia; Rodentia; Sciuridae
Source: RefSeq, a predicted model, not a curated record